CCCUUUUUUGACCACAAAUGAUUUGAGAAUCUGCCUCCGACUGAAUAGAGUGAUAGUGCUGGACAGAGAAUCCACACAUCCUGCAUUCAUCCGAAAUCGCUGCAGGUUCGCCAUCUCGGAGACUGGAUCUGACAUUAUGAACGAAUUGUGUGAUUCUCUACCGCCUAAGACUGGCACGACAGAAAACGCCGUGGAAAUAUGUAAAAGAUGUGGGAGAGGCAUGACGUUCCCAGAAUUGUACAAGAAAGGGGAAGCAAUCGUCAUUGCACCAGGAUAUGAGUUAUCACGUACUAAAAGUAACAUUGCUGUCCACCUGUGUGAUGAAUUCUUCAAUCGGAUUCAAUCUCCGAAGCCACUUGUUUCAAGGCCUCCAUCUGAAAGCCAGACGGAGCAGCUGGUCACCGACCUGCAGACGCAGAUCACCGAGCUGGUGAACUUACUGGAACAGGAAAGUCUCAAGCAAAUGAGCAUUGUAAAGAGGUUUCAGGCCGAGAAUAAAGAAGCCAGCUUGAUGAUGCAGAAAAAACACGAGGAGGAUUUGAGAAAGAUUUUGGAGAUGCAUGCUCUCGAAAUCGAGGAGAUGCAGAACAACUUUGCUGAGAUCCUGGAGGCAGAGACAGGGAAAGCAAAGAAGAAAUAUCAUGAGCUGAAGGAUCAGUUUCAAAGUUUACAGGCUGCAUUUAUAUCCUUUAAGGAAUCCAUCACUGAAGAAAUGAAUGAAAGGUUAGCACAGAAGGAACGUGAACUCAAGGAGAAGCACAGCAUGGAAAUGAAAAGGGAACUGGCUUUACAGAGGCACGCUCUGGAACGUAAAUGUGAUGACGAGAAGCAGUCAAUAGUCGACAAUUAUGAAGAGCAGAUUAACACCAUUAUUAGUAGGCACAAAGGGGAGAUGGAUAAUGCUGCAGAGCAGUAUAGUGCCAUUAUGGAAACGGUUGAGGAGCUGAGAAAUGCAAAGCUACAGAUCGAGGAUCUGCUGCAGCAGCUGGAAAAGAAGAAUGAAGAAAUACAGAAUCAGUCUGAGUAUCUGAGCUUUCUUGAGACACAGCUGGCAUAUGAUCGAGCUAGGUUGGCUGAGAUUGAAGGAACUUACAAGUUAAACAUUGGCUCCAUGAAGAGGAAAUACGUGACGUCCAUGAAAGCUUUAGAAGAUCAGAACCUUGAUCUAAAACAAUUGUUUGCUAUAAAGGCUGAAGAACUUUGUGCCCUUCGGGCAAUGAUUGAAGAGAGAGAGAGAAUAGAACAGCUUGAAAGAAUGAAUUCCCAGCAAUAACAAAGAGUCUUUGCAACUAGCAGUCCAGCCAAUAUGGACAUAUUACAGCUAGCAUCUCUUCCAGCAUCAAACCAGGGGACUAGAAUUUGUCUACGUGCAUCAUGCACAGAGGAAGCUGGGAUUUGGAAUUGUGGAGCAGAAAGCAGUGAGGAGCUUCCUUGAUUUUUUUUUCAAGAAAAUAAUAAAUUAGCUUGAAUAGAGAGGGUCUGGCAGCAUUCAUUUGUUUUGUCAACAGAAUAAACUGGGACUUUGCUGCUC
Messenger RNA from Chiloscyllium plagiosum (whitespotted bambooshark), 1531 nucleotides. RefSeq names its product flagellum-associated coiled-coil domain-containing protein 1-like. NCBI's taxonomy places the organism in Eukaryota, Metazoa, Chordata, Chondrichthyes, Orectolobiformes, Hemiscylliidae. The record is from RefSeq and is a predicted model, not a curated record. Gene Ontology annotation, cellular component: cytoplasm.